AUGUUUCACUUUACUACUACAAUCAUAUUGGCUAUUCUCUGCCUAGCCAAACCAUCACUUUCGAGACCCAUCCCUAGAAAUGAGAAAGAAGAACUUAUUGAUAUCAAUAUUCAACUUAUACCGGGGCUAGACAUAGGAGUAAAUGUUGGUUGUGGUGAUAAUAUUGUGGAUGUGAACCUCAAUUCCAUACACCUACCCUUGAUUCCUUGUACCAACACCCAGAAAUCGAUUUCAACAACGGGUGUGAUGUUGCCAUUGAUAGGCAGAGAUACAAAAAGCAAGCCCGUGGAAUUGCCAACUUUGCCAAAUUCUACUGGCCGUGUAAAGGCCAUAGAUUCAUCCAUCCGAAGUUUGCCCAGUACCUCAGCGUCAACAUCAAUUAUCAUAUCAGAAUUCAUCGGUCCUAUAACAGCUACAGAUUCUUUAACUCCUAAGUCUUCAAUUGUCAGCAAAUCUACCCCUAUCAAGAUCGACUCAAGACGGCUUCACACACAUCAUCGUACAUUGGCCGCCAACCCCCCACCUACCAUAUUCAUAGAACCUAUUCCUACCUCGACGAAUCUACCCAAGAUAAAACAUACCCAUCACCGGCUAACGAAAACUUCCAAGGCCAUACAGUAUACUUCUGUACAUCCUCAUCCCUUACCAGCUCAGACCCUGAUCAAGAGAUUGGGAACAACGACAGAGUCAUUGACAGUCGACUCGCACACAGCUAAACCAAUAUCCACCUGGAACUCACCUCCACAAACGAGAGUUUCCAUAAUACCACUUAAUUCCGUAUCGAGAGAAAAGACUACCUUGGUAACAAAGGCGUCGGGAAGCUCAUCGAUAAGGAGGGCUACUUGGCAUCCGCCCGCGGAGACUUUAUAUCCUCCUGUGGUUGAGCGUGGAGCACCAGACAAAGGUUGGAAGAGAACAACUAGGUGGCAUCCAUCGGCCGAGAGUUCGUAUCCUCCCGUAGUUGAUCGUGGAUUUCCAAACAAGGACUGGUGA
Molecule: messenger RNA, 993 nt
Organism: Botrytis deweyae
Lineage: Eukaryota; Fungi; Ascomycota; Leotiomycetes; Helotiales; Sclerotiniaceae
Exons: 2
Coding region: 1-993 (330 amino acids)
Source: RefSeq, a predicted model, not a curated record